AGCCUGCCUGACUUAUGCGCCAUAAUCCAAGAAUUUCUUCCUCCUCUUGCUUUCCCUCCACAUCCUAAAACCCUAACCCCAGUCCAACACAACCAAACCAAAAACCUCCCUCCCUCCCUCCCUCCUUCCCUCUCUCUAUGUCAUCUCUUCUGAGGAUGAAGACUCUCAUCUCCCCAACCUUCGCAGCGUUCUCCGCUCGCCUGUCCAGACCCACCUUCUCUCUUCCUCUCUCUUCCUCCAAUUCGUCGAUCUUCGCUCUUAAAAAUUCGAACUUUCGCAGCCUCCGGCUCAAACCAUGCUCGGGCAAGCCCGCCAUUCGCUGCCUCCAUGGGAGCCCGCAAAUGGGUGCUCCUCGCUCGCCCUCUUCCGGCGAGGUCCACGUCAUCGUGGGCCCCAUGUUCGCCGGGAAGACCACCAGCUUGCUUCGGAGGAUCGAGUUAGAGAGCAGCAGCGGGAGAAGCGUAGCUGUUAUCAAAUCAAGCAAGGAUACAAGAUAUGGAUUGGAUUCUAUCGUGACUCAUGAUGGGGUGAAAUUCCAGUGUUUGGCGUUGAAAGAUUUGUCUUCAUUUAAAGAAACAUUCGGCCUUAAUGCUUAUGAUCAGCUAGAUGUCAUUGGUAUAGAUGAAGCUCAAUUUUUUGAGGACCUUUAUGACUUUUGCCGUGAAGCUGCUGAUUGUGAUGGCAAGAUUCUAGUGGUUGCUGGGCUGGACGGUGACUAUUUGAGGAGGAGUUUUGGUUCUGUGCUCGACAUAAUUCCUUUAGCCGAUUCUGUCACCAAGUUGAGUGCCCGAUGUGAACUUUGUGGAAAACGUGCUUACUUCACCCUUAGAAAGACCGGUGAGACGCAGACAGAAGUAAUUGGUGGCGCUGAUGUAUACAUGCCCGUUUGCCGGCAGCACUAUGUAAGCGGGCAAGCGGUCAUUGAGACGACAAGAAUAGUCCUAGAAUCUCAGCCUCAGAAGGUCCAGUGUGGGUAAAACCAUAGGCUUUGGUGGGAAUUUAUUUUACCAAUUGCUCCAAAUCAGCAAUCUUAGCACUUGUAUUUUGUGAUGUCAUGCCAUGGCUAUCCAGACAGAUCUUAGUAUUGUGCCAUUGGGAUGGGUUUAUGUAAAUGGGGAAUGCUCGAUUUCAGAGGGUCCUGUCUUGUUCAUCUAUUUCAACGUUUUGAUGCUGAACUUGCCAAAGGUUCUUCUAAGAUUUUUGUAUAUAACUACGCUCGGUCCAUGUCAGAAAUCUGAUCAGCUCUAUAUAUGUUAUUUUCCUGUUUCAUGUUGACCUCAA
This is a messenger RNA of Eucalyptus grandis, 1281 nucleotides long. Its product is annotated as thymidine kinase a. The coding region runs from base 138 to 977 and encodes 279 amino acids. Gene Ontology annotation, molecular function: thymidine kinase activity; ATP binding. The transcript is spliced from 4 exons. The record is from RefSeq and is a predicted model, not a curated record. Gene Ontology annotation, biological process: thymidine metabolic process. NCBI's taxonomy places the organism in Eukaryota, Viridiplantae, Streptophyta, Magnoliopsida, Myrtales, Myrtaceae.